Lotus japonicus is the source of this 1039-nucleotide messenger RNA. Its product is annotated as two-on-two hemoglobin-3-like. The coding region runs from base 99 to 608 and encodes 169 amino acids. The record is from RefSeq and is a predicted model, not a curated record. Gene Ontology annotation, biological process: oxygen transport. Gene Ontology annotation, molecular function: oxygen carrier activity; oxygen binding; heme binding. NCBI's taxonomy places the organism in Eukaryota, Viridiplantae, Streptophyta, Magnoliopsida, Fabales, Fabaceae. The transcript is spliced from 4 exons.
UAGAUGAUGAUAUUGGAUCAUGUAUAAUAAGACCGUGCAAUCCACGCUAACCCACAAACUCUGUAUAUGCUCUCUGCUUUGCAAAACAAACUUCAAAGAUGCAGAGUCUUCAACACAAGGCCUCUGAAUGGAGUGGAGUUCUCACAUCCAACGCUUUCGCCAUCGAUGACACCAAUCUUUUUGAAAAGCUCGGCCUUCAAACCUUCAUCAGCCUCUCUACCAAUUUCUACAACAGGGUGUAUGAUGAUGAGGAAGAGUGGUUUCAUUUAAUAUUUGCGAAUUCUGACAAGCAAAUAGCAAUUCAAAACCAGUAUGAGUUCUUGGUGCAGAGAAUGGGAGGCCCUCCCCUGUAUUCUCAGAGAAGAGGGCAUCCUGCACUAAUUGCUCGACAUCGAGCAUUUCCGGUGACACAUGAAGCUGCAGAGAGGUGGUUACAUCACAUGCAACAAGCAGUGGACACUAGUUCAGAUAUAGAUGAUGACUCCAAGAUCAAAUUGAUGAAUUUCUUCAGGCACACUGCAUAUUUUAUUGUGGCCGGGAUUGAGCUCAAGAAUCAAAACUUUCAGAUGCCAUGCAAGAAUGCACCCAGUCCAUGUAAAAACUUCUAGCAUUAUUGAAUGAUAGCAAAGAAGAAUGAGAAAAUAAUUGUUUAAAUGCACUAUAAAUUUGAUGACCAACAAAAAUAUUUGUUAACAAAUAAACUACCACUGUUCACGGUUAUGCUUCAGUUUUCUUUUACCGGUUUUGCAUGGUCAUCUCUUUCUUAGAAACUUUAUGGCGAAGUACAUCUAAAAUUGUUCCAAACUUCUGAAAUACAUUACUUUCUUAAUGAAUUACUUUCUCAAGGUUAAAAACUUCAAAAAUAUUUCAUUGAUCUUCUCAUCUUCAGCUUGUUCUACUUUUUCCUCUAUACACAUUAACCAAACAACUUAGACUACUUGCAAUGAGGUAGUUAAAUGGGUGUUGAAUGACUCCAAUGGGAUGUUGAAAAUAGUGUUCAAUGUUAAACAUGUUGAAUAAAUUCAAAAUGUUGAAUGAA